UAAAGAUAAGUUUUUUUUUUUUAAAUAAAAUGUCUUGUAUUGAAUUUACAGUGAACGGAGUCAAAUGUUCAGUAAACGAGACAAUACCGCGGGAGACAUCACUAAAUGCAUAUCUCCGGUACUACCUAUCUCUACCUGGAACCAAGGCGAUGUGUCAUCAGGGCGGGUGCGGCGCUUGCAUUGUUGUCGUACGCGCGGAACGGCCAACCACGGGCACUCUGGAGACGUUCUCCGUUAACUCUUGCUUAGUUCUCGUGUUCUCCUGUCAUGGCUGGGAAAUUACAACUAUCGAAGGUGUUGGCAACAGACUGUCAGGCUACAGUGAAGGUCAAAAGAGAAUCGCAGCAUUUAAUGGAACCCAAUGUGGGUACUGUACCACUGGUUGGGUCAUGCAAAUCUAUAGCCUCCAAGACAAGCAUCUCACAAUGCAGCAAAUGGAGGAUUCUUUAGGCAGCAACACCUGUCGCUGUACCGGCUAUAGACCCAUAUUGGACACAGCCAAGUCUUUCGCAGUAGACGCGAGUCCAGAUCUAUGCGCCAAAGUCAAGGAUAUAGAAGACCUAUGCAAGAAGAACAUAGAAUGUAAAAGAAAAUGCUCAAGUAUCAGCGAAAGUGACUGGUGUAUGGUAGAUAAGUUAAGGAUCCAAAAUGAAUCGCUUAUAUCCUUAAAUUUUGGAAAGACUAAAUUUUUCAAAGCUUUUUCUGAAAGAGAAAUUUUUGAUGUUCUUUCAAAAUCUGGUGAUGAUUCUUAUAUGUUUGUCGAUGGGAACACAGCAAAAGGCGUCUACAAAACAUACGAAUAUCCGAAAAUUCUGAUUGACAUAAGUGACGUCAAAUCACUAAAGACGUAUGAAUUCAGUCAGAAUCUAGUCCUGUGCGGGAAUAUCAGCCUUGAGGACUGCAUCACGAUAUUUACAGAUACAGCUAAAUCGAUGAAUGGCUUUGCAUAUUUAGAAGAAUUCGCUAAACAUAUCAAACUGGUAGCACACAUUCCUGUUAGAAAGAUCGGAUCUAUAGCUGGUAAUCUAAUGCUGAAACACACCAGACCAGAUUUUCAGUCAGAUAUAUUUUUGCUAUUCGAAACGGUAGGAGCUUAUGUGACAUUGAGAAAUUCGAGUAAUCAAAAAGUGACGUUGUCCAUGAUAGAAUUUUUGAGCUACAAUAUGCGAGGUCAGCUUAUACUGAACGUGGAAUUGCCUCCUUUAGGCGACUGUAGUAUUGUCAGAACUUAUAAGAUACUACCACGUAACCAAAACGCAUUAGCUAUUGUCAAUGCUGGCUUCCUUCUAGAAAUGAACAAACAUAACGUAAUAACAGAAGCAAGGAUAGUAUACGGAAAUAUAUCAGCUGACUUCAUCCAUGCAUAUCACACUGAGCAAUAUUUAUUAGGAAAGAAUAUAUUUUCCAAUGAUAAUUUGCAAAGGGCGAUACAAAAGUUGAGUGCAGAAAUUACACCUGAGCAUCGCCCACCAAAACCAUCACCGGAAUGUCGAAAGAAAUUAGCUAUCGGAUUAUUUUAUAAGUUCAUCUUGAAUAUAAGUCCGGCUGGAUUACCGUGUCCUAAGUACUGUUCAGGUGGCAUGUUGUUUGAACGUCCGUUAUCCAGUGGUAAGCAAGAUUUCCAAACAGACAAAUCGCUGUACCCACUCAAUGAGCCGUUGCAGAAACUAGAAGCGUUGAUACAAGCGUCUGGUGAGGCUCAAUAUGCUAAUGAUAUACCGCCUAAGCGAAGAGAAGUAUUUGGAGCUUUUGUUCUAUCAAUAGUACAUUCAGGCGAAAUUGAAGUUAUUGACGCAUGUGAUGUUUUGAAAAUCGAAGGCGUACUUGCUGUAUAUACGGCAAGUGAUAUCCCUGGGAAAAAUUCUUUCGGCUUCCCAGGAAUACAACUACAAUACGAAGACGAAGAAAUACUAGCAAGUCGGUAUAUUAAGUUCUUUGGACAACCGGUGGCGAUACUAGUGGCGAUCAGUGAGGCAUUAGCAGUUAGGGCUGCUAGGAAAGUUAAAGUUACUUACAAAAAUGUUCCAAAAACACAUCCUGUGCUUACCAUAGACGCAGCAAAGGGUGAUCCUAAAAGAUAUAUGGCAGGCGACUCUGGCAUGACACCAAAGAGCAGAGGCACUAAUAUAAAAAAAGUAGUAAAGGGAGUCUAUGAAAUAGGAGCUCAAUAUCACUAUUACAUGGAACCUAUAACGUGUGUUGUUAUACCCGUAGACAAAGGUCUAGAAGUUUACGAUUCAACUCAAUGGAUGGAUUUAUCACAAAUCGCAAUUUCUCAGUGUUUAGGAAUAAAUGAAAGCGAUGUGCAUCUAAAAGUCCGUCGAAUUGGUGGUGGUUUUGGAGGUAAAAUCAGUCGCAAUGUUCAAGUUUCAACCGCGUGUGCGUUGGUUGCCAAAAAGAUGGAUCUUCCUUGUAGAUUUAUUUUGCCGAUUGAAACUAAUCUUACUAUGGCUGGCAGAAGACUACCGUGUCAAUGUAUUUACGAGGUUGGAGUUGAUGACAAUGGUAAAAUCCAAUACCUAGACGCUACUAUAGUGGAAGACGACGGCUGUUCACACAACGAGAACAUACUGAGCUACACAGCGGAAGGUUUUUCCAACUGUUACGUCACGGACACUUGGAAAUUGAAGACCGGCAGUGUACUCACAGAUUUACCUUCAAAUACAUUCGCACGAGCUCCGGGUACUUCAGAAGGCAUCGCCUGCAUAGAACAUAUAAUGGAGCACAUAUCUUACAAAUUGCAAAAAGACUCAACAGCUGUACGACUCGCAAACAUGAAAACCGAAGAAAACGAUAUCCCUCAACUUAUAGAAGAACUAAAAAAAGAAUCUGAUUAUAACAAAAGGGUAUUGGAAGUAGAAAAAUUCAACAAAGAAAAUCGUUGGAUGAAACGAGCAAUUCAAACUAGUGUUAUGCUGUUUCCAGUACAAUUUUAUGGCAACUACACAGCUAUGGUAUCGAUUUAUCGAGGAGAUGGCACAGUAACAGUGACCACUGGUGGAAUUGAAAUGGGACAAGGGUUAAAUACAAAAGCUGCACAGGUUUGUGCAUACGAACUAUCAGUUCCAGUAGAACACGUCACGGUUAUACCUAACUAUUCUUUUGUAGCAGCCAACAAUGUUUUCUCCGGAUCCAGUAUAACGAGCGAGAGUGUUUGUUUCUCAAUUAUAAAAGCGUGUAAGAUGCUAAACUUAAGAUUGGAACCAAUAAGAAAGAAGUUGACGAAUCCAACGUGGUUGCAAGUCGUGCAAGCGGCUGGCGAAGAACAGAUCGAAUUAUCAGCUAAAUAUAUGAUGACGGAUAAAGAACCAGAGCUUCAGAGGUAUAAUGCGUUUUCAGUCGUCAUUUUGGAAGUGCAAUUGGAGGUGUUGACAGGACGAUAUGAAUUACUCAGAGCUGAUAUGUUAGAAGACGUCGGUUUGAGUACUAACCCUACUGUAGAUGUUGGUCAAUUGGAAGGUGCUUACGUUCAAGGACUUGGUUAUUUCUUAACAGAGGAUUUCGUUUACGAUAAAACAACAGGGAAAUUAUUAACUAAUGAUGCCCUUAACUACGAGGUACCUCUUGCGAAAGACAUUCCCAUUGACUUUAGAAUAAAGUUCAAAUAUAAUGCUAAAAAUCCUAAAGGAGUGUUGGGGUCAAAAACGGUGGGUGAGAUGGGUAUUUGUACAGCACAUGGAGUAACUCAUGCUUUGAGGAAAUGCAUUUAUGAAUCUAGAAAAGACUCUGGCUAUGAUCCUAAGGAAUGGAUUAAUAUAGCUCAUCCAUACAAUACUGAGUCAAUAUUAAAAGCUCUAGAUGUGAAGUUAAAUGAAUUUCUUCUAACUUGCAAUAAAUAAGACUUGAAAACGAGACGUAAAAUAAAAACGAAAAAAUAGCUCAGCAAAUAAAGCAUUUAUCGUGGGUUUCUGAGA
Papilio xuthus (Asian swallowtail) is the source of this 3914-nucleotide messenger RNA. RefSeq names its product indole-3-acetaldehyde oxidase. The record is from RefSeq and is a predicted model, not a curated record. The coding region runs from base 30 to 3839 and encodes 1269 amino acids. Gene Ontology annotation, molecular function: FAD binding; iron ion binding; oxidoreductase activity. The transcript is spliced from 16 exons. Lineage: Eukaryota; Metazoa; Arthropoda; Insecta; Lepidoptera; Papilionidae.